Molecule: messenger RNA, 2396 nt
Organism: Carassius gibelio (silver crucian carp)
Lineage: Eukaryota; Metazoa; Chordata; Actinopteri; Cypriniformes; Cyprinidae
Product: macrophage mannose receptor 1-like
Exons: 5
Coding region: 196-1278 (360 amino acids)
Source: RefSeq, a predicted model, not a curated record
ACAGCAACAAAGACACACAGACAUCAACAGUGACAGGAGGAAAUACAUGUGAACGAGGAAGAAGAAUGAAAAGGGCUUUUGUUUUAGAGUAAUAAACACGUGAAGUGACGAAUGAGAGCAGAUAUAAUCAUCACAGAGUGUGAAGCUGAAGACAGAAACAUCAGACUCAGAACAGAAACACACGACCUCUAAAAAAUGGAGCAAACUCUAUAUUUCAUUCUUCUUCUCGUUGCUCUCUGCUCCGUAUCUGAAUGUGUUCAGCGUCAGUAUCACUUUAUAAAUGAGAAGAAGACCUGGACUGAAGCUCAGAGAUACUGCAGAGAGAAAUACACAGAUCUGGCCACCGCUGACAACAUGAACGACAUGAACGAGCUGAUGAAGAGUGUGAUUGAUGUACGUUUCUGGAUUGGACUGGAGAGAAAAUGGCAUUGGUCUUCAGGUGAACCUGUUCUCUAUCUGAACUGGGCUCCUAAACAACCUGAUGGCAGAGAUGAGUGUGCAGGGAUGAAAAAUGGAGAAUGGCAUGAUUUGGGAUGUAGUGAUGACUACCAAUUCAUCUGCAACAACACGAACACAGGACUCAUCUUUAUUGAUCAGAAGAAAAACUGGAGAGACGCUCAGAGUUACUGCAGACAGAAUCACACUGAUCUGGUCAGUGUGAGAAACCAGGAUGAGAAUGAGAAGGUUAAGAAGUUCAUUAGUGAGAAGCACCCAUCUGGAUCAUUUGUCUGGAUCGGUCUGUUCAGAGACUCAUGGCAGUGGUCAGAUCAGAGUAACUACUCUUUCAGUUACUGGAAGUCUGGUGAACCUAAUAAUGAUGGAGGUAAUGAAGACUGUACAGCUGUUGAAAAGAGUGCUCAGGGACGAUGGAUUGACAUCUCUUGCAACAAUAAGUUUCCUUUUGUGUGUCAUGAAGAUAAACUGAUUGUGAUCAGAGAGAAUCUGACGUGGUCUGAAGCUCUGAGAUACUGCAGACAGAAUCAUGUGGAUCUGGUCUCGGUUCAUUCAGAAGAGAUUCAGCGUCGUGUGAUGAACGUGGUUAAACGAGCGUCUACUGCGGAGCUGUGGUUGGGUUUACGUUACUCUCAUAUUUUGGGCGUCUGGUACUGGGUGAAUGGAGAGACGGUGUGCUAUCAGAACUGGGCUCCAGGGAACGGCACAUCAGAGGAGGACUGUGAACACACAGUGAGAUCUGGAGCAGUUCAGUCUGGAGGAGAUCAGCGCUGGAUCAGCCGUCCUGAAACUGACAAACUCAACUUCAUCUGCAGCAGAUAUUAAGAGUGAAAGAGUACACAGACCUUCAUGUGAGGAAACAAGUGUUUGUGUGUUCACUUCCUUUAACUUCUUUUUCAGUCAUUACUUUGUUAAACAAUCAUUUUUCAUAUAAUAAUUUAGUCUGAGCAGACAGUCGCACCAGAGGUGAAUCUCUUGCUCAGACAGGGGAAGUCGUGGCCUAAUGGUUAGAGAGUCGGACUCCCAAUCGAAAGGUUGUGAGUUCGAGUCCCGGGUCGGCAGGAAUUGUGGGUGGGGGGAGUGCUCCACCUUCAAUACCAUGACUUAGGUGCCCUUGAGCAAGGCAUUGAACCCCCAACUGCUCCCCGGGCGACGCAGCAUAAAUGGCUGCCCACUGCUCCGGGUGUGUGCUCACAGUGUGUGUGUGUGUGUGUUCACUGCUCUGUGUGUGUGCACUUCGGAUGGGUUAAAUGCAGAGCACAAAUUCUGAGUAUGGGUCACCAUACUUGGCUGAAUGUCACGUCACUUUUAAAUAUGAUUUUUUUGUUUGUUUGUUUUGUUCAAAUAUAUUCUUCAGUCAACUGUAAAUUGACUAAAUUGUUCUGUCGAGGCUCUGUUUUCCAUCAGUUAGAUGAGUUUCUGUUGAUGUAUGAGUUUGAUUCUUCUGGGUUUAUUUGAUCCAUUUUAUGAGCCCCGAUGGCAAGAAUAGUUGUUAACAUGUUUUGCUUUUACAAACUAAUUCUAUCAUGUCUUUUUGUUAUUUACUUACUUCAAAACUAUGAGACGCUAAUCUGUUAACUGCAUUUUGUGAGGGGUCAAAGGGUAUAAUUUACUCAACAUUGGAUAUACAUUUACAAAGUUUCCUUCUAUUAUAUUAUAAGAUAAUUUAUGAAUUUUUAUAAGAUUUACAUUUAUGAUUUAAGGAUCUGAAUUUGCUGGUGUGAAUUUGAUUUAUCUUUUUUCUUUUAUUACAUUUCAUGUAUUGAUCAUAUCUUUGAUUAGAAAUGACUGGUUCAGUGUGAGUUAGCAAACACAUGCCUUAACUCAAUGAAAUAUUGUUUAUUCUUAAAGGUGUGAAGAUCAUGUAUACAGUAAUAUAUCUACUAUCCUUUUGUACUAAACAUAAAAAAACAUGUCAACAACAUCAGCUCAAAUAAACUACA